Molecule: messenger RNA, 1022 nt
Organism: Rhagoletis pomonella (apple maggot)
Lineage: Eukaryota; Metazoa; Arthropoda; Insecta; Diptera; Tephritidae
Exons: 2
Source: RefSeq, a predicted model, not a curated record
AAUGGCUGGUAAGUAAUUAACGUAUAUAAAAAUUGCCCAUAAAUGCAAUUCUUUUGUUUCUAGAUGAACGUCCUUCCACAAGCGCAAGCGCAAGGGAUUACAAUAAAGGCGGUGGAUGGAAUUUUGCGCGUUUGGUGUUGGAGUUGAGGACCCAUGAGCAGGGGACUCAAUUCGCGGAGGAGCACGGCUUAAUCCCAAAUACAAGGGUUUGCCCCUUUCAUAAGUUACCUAUGAAUAGGCGAAAGGGUGGCAAGUUUGGGUUUUUCGUAUGCCGGCGGGGAAAUUGUGCCAAAAGACCCCGCGUAUCUGUAGCUGCAGGGACGUGGUUCGAGGGGGUCCGUAUAAGCGUGCCCCACGUGUACUAUCUCAUGUACGCCUUCGUUGAGAACUUCAGCCGAGAAAUGGUUCUGCGCCAAGACCACGUGAAAGAACAAACAACUCUCUCAUCUGCGACUAUCACCGACUGGUAUAGCUAUUGUCGAGAAGCCGUGGUAAUAUACCAGUUGGACCACCAAGAAGCCAGCGGAAAAAUAGGUGGUCCGGGGAAGAUAGUCCAGAUUGACGAGAGUAAAUUUGGAAAACGCAAGUUCAAUAAAGGCAGACGAGUGGAGGGUCACUGGGUCUUGGGCAUGAUCCAAGAUGGCAGCGAGGAUCUACGCCUGGAAGUAUGCCCAGACAACUGCAGGUCAGCGGAUAUUCUGAUUCCGCUGAUCAAGAAGCAUGUGGCCGAGGGGUCGAUCAUAAGGACGGAUUUUUGGCGCGCAUAUGAUUGCCUUUCUGAUCAUGGUUUCACCCAUCAGAAGGUCAAUCAUAGCGACGCCAUUAAUCCGUUUAUCGCAGAAGACGGGACCCACACACAGCGGAUAGAAUCGCAAUGGAGGGUGGUGAAGCGAUUCUUUUCUACGCGGAAUUACAACCACACCGGUAAUUUCGCUGAUGUGGUAGUGGAGUACUUGUGGAGGCGUAACACAAAAAAGGCCAAAAAGGAUAUGUUUUUGGCAUUAAUAGAGGCUAUUAAAUAU